This is a messenger RNA of Xiphophorus hellerii (green swordtail), 4106 nucleotides long. RefSeq names its product ETS-related transcription factor Elf-1-like. The transcript is spliced from 7 exons. Gene Ontology annotation, cellular component: nucleus. NCBI's taxonomy places the organism in Eukaryota, Metazoa, Chordata, Actinopteri, Cyprinodontiformes, Poeciliidae. The coding region runs from base 1479 to 2816 and encodes 445 amino acids. Gene Ontology annotation, molecular function: DNA-binding transcription factor activity, RNA polymerase II-specific; sequence-specific DNA binding. The record is from RefSeq and is a predicted model, not a curated record. Gene Ontology annotation, biological process: cell differentiation; regulation of transcription by RNA polymerase II.
AUCUACAGAACUUCCAUUAGAGAAAAUUACCCCAACAGCAAUAAAUUUACUUUUGUAAUUUUGUUACCCUAUGAGAUGAAUUGAAAGAGAAUGUAAUUCCUCCUUAACCUGACCCCCAGUCAAGAAUUGCAUUAUACUGGUUGUGUAGGGAGAACUCGGUUUACUUUGUUUAUUCCAGGCAAGUAAUUAUUAAGUUGUUAUUACUGUUGUCAUUUUUUUAAUGCAGUGAAAACGGUUUUAAAAAAAACAUUGGGUGAACAAAAAAAGAGAAGUUUUUGCACAAUCUUCCCUCUGAUCUGUCCACUGUGGCAGGUUGUUCCAGUGGAUUUUUUUGAAAAUCGGGUAAAGACAAAGGCACACCACACUUUUAAGAUUUUAUUUGUCAAAAAAUCUAGAAUGUUCUAUGCAUAUGCAUAACUUUCCUUCCAUUUCACAAUUAUACACUCCUUGGGGUUGGUCUACCAUAGAAACCCCCCCAAUAAAAUACAUUGAGAUGUGAUUCCAACCUGACAAGACAGGAAUAAGGUUGAAGGGACUGAACAAGGGAUAUUUUCGGAAGCACAUGGAGAAUAAUUUCCCUCAGAGAACAUCGGGUUCUGGUUGGUGGACUCAGGAAUUUUACAGCGGCGGUUGUGUGCUGGGCAGAAGGCGGAAAAAGGGAGGGAAAAAGAAAACAAGAAACGAGAAGCGAGUAGCGGAGAGGAGCCGGGCCCCGUCGGUGUUGUUAAAAUCUCCUCCUUCACGGCCAUGUUGUGGGGAAUGCGCGACCCUGAGGCCACGAACGUUGUGCAAAGACGUGAUCUUGCAAGUUCAAACCCAGCUGCCUCCCCUCGACCCAUAACACCCACCCACCCCACAGAUACUGACGCACACACACAUACUGCAGCGCGAAAGCUUCCUUCCUGUUGCUGGUUUAGCCCAGUUUAGAAGCGUGAUAAGAGCGGAAGAAUUAAGAUAUGUAAAACAGAGAGACUUGAGCUCAGAUACCGAUGUUGUCGUCUUUUUCCACUCGAGGCAAAGUAUGCUAUUUUUUAUAUCUAAGACUUGGAUCAAAAUUUGAGAAUAUCUUGAAGAAAUUAGGUUUGAUCCCUCGGCGGCUUUCUGCAGGUGUAGCUGUGCCUCUAACGGCUCCCCUCACUCACAUUUUGUUCCCUGGUGCCUCUCUGUUGUUCUUCGGCAGGUUCAGUCAGACCACAGGACAGUUCACCGCCCCCCGCCCACCACCCCUCCACUUCCUCAUCAAGAAUCGAAGCAGAGCAACAUGAGUUUCCUGUGACGCCGCUUUGUCUCUGGUCAAUUAGUGUAGCCGUUCGCAUCACUCCUCCACAAGACGGGCUCCCGAGCGCAUCUGCAGCUCAGCGAAGAGUUUCUCCGCAGGAAAGAUUCAACACCACCUUUCUGCUGGUUCGGAUCCUCCCCGCCGGAGGGGCCUGUGAUGUUGUUUUCAUGACGUUGGAGUUGCUUCGGGACACGCAGCCAUGCUUCAGCAGCCGGAGCUCAUCUUUGACUUUGCCAGCGACCACUUCAGCUCAUCACAGAUGGGGAUGUUUUCAGAGUACCCUGCAGUGGUGGUGGAGGAGGUCCCCCAUCAACACCUGCUGACAUACACAGGUCUGAUGAGUGAACACUCACAGACAGAGGAUCACCAUGAGCUGCUUAAAGUGGAGCCAUGUGAGAGCGGCGAGGAGGAGACCAUGGAGACGCUUGUUGCUGCUGACUCGCUCCUUGACAUGGACUGCGUUGACACACUCUCGCUGGAACAGCACUACUCCCAGGCUUUCCUCCCGUCACUGAGCGAUGUCAUCACCGCUCCCGUUACCCAGGUAACCGUGUCCGCCGAGGGCGUUGUGGGAGCCGUUGACCAGUCGCAGUGGCACUCGUUGCACAAAGAGAGGCCUGCGGCGCAGCUGCAGUCUAGAAAGAGGAGUAAGAAACCUCGACAUCGGAGGGCAGAGUCUCCUACACCGGAUAUCAAAGUAAAGAAGGACAAAUAUAACAAAGGAGGGAACACCCUCUACCUGUGGCAGUUUCUGAUGGAGCUGCUGCAGGACAGACAAGUCUGUCCUCGCUACAUCAAAUGGACCGAUCCGCAGGCGGGCAUCUUCAAGCUGGUCAACUCCAAAGCCGUGGCCAGGCUGUGGGGCAAACACAAGAACAAACCAGACAUGAACUAUGAGACCAUGGGAAGAGCACUCAGGUACUACUACCAGCGGGGCAUCCUGAACAAGGUGGAGGGCCAGCGCCUCGUUUACCAGUUCACCUCUCUUCCCGUGAACAUGGUGUACAUCACGGAUGGAGAUUGCGGCAAAGAGGAAGAGGACGACGACCACGACAAAAGUGGAAACGACGAGGGGCUGAGCGACGGUACCAUCUCCAGCGACCAGUCUGCGGAGGACGAAGAAGUGGACGAGGCGGAGGAAGAAGAGGACGAGGAGGACUUUCAGCCGCCGCAGAAAAAAACCUCGUUGGUCUCCCCGCGAGCCGCGGCAGGUCAGCGGCCCAGACCGACCGCCAAGCAGCCGGCUCAGCGCGACACCGUCCUGCGGCCCGCUGGCGCCAGCCUGAUCCAGGAGCAGCACCUGCCCAUCGUGUCCGCCGAGAUGCUGAGGACGCUGCAGAACCUGCAGAAGGUCCGAUCGCUGCAGCCGGCCGGGCAAGCGUCCGUCUUCAAGACGGCUCAGCUGCUCGGGAGCCUGUGCGAGAGGCAGGCUGCGUCCGAGACGGCAACGGACGCCGGAAAAGGGGCGCCGCAGAAGUCGCACGCAGAACGCCGGAACGCCCCGUAUUUGGUGCCUCCCACGACCUCCAACCAAUAAACACAUCCAGCCUCCGCUUCAUACCAAACACGUUCACUCCGCUGACUCAGGAACUCUUCCACAGCUGUACUUUGCUGCAUCGACGUCUGAACGCCAGGUAAAGCCGUCGAUCAUUUAAGUGAGGCACCAAUUAGACGUUUCUCGGCGUCUUUGUUCGGACGACAAUUACGGCAAACCAAAACCAACUCAAUCGUCCCUUAGAAGACGUUACACCCUGUUGUAUUUUCUACCAACAAGCUACUCAAGAAACCAAAGACAGACAUGCACUGGAACCCACCGCCUCUCUGCACCUUCUGCAGAUCCUUUUUGCUUGCACUUCCACUUCAGGCUUUCCUGGAGUCAUUUAUCAUGCCAUCACUUCUUUGUCAACUUUUUUAUUUUUAAUUUAAUGUACAAUCACAAGCUGAAUCAUUCCUUUGCCUUCAAAGCGUCUUGUUUGCACUAUGAUCUUCACUCUGCUGUACUUUUCUUCUCCAAGUGCCUAAAGGUCUCGAUCCUGGCCCUGCUUUCUCUCUGUCGUUUGCUGAUAAUCAUGAGAAUUGUGAGGGAAAAACAUUCCAUUUUAUUAUUAUUAUUAUUAUUAUUAUUAUUAUUAUUAAGAGUACUGUUGUUUGUUUUUGGAUAUGUUUGUAUUGUGAUAUGUUAAAACAAGGGAUGGCUUUUUGCUGCUGUUAAAUGUUUGGCCUUUCUUUUCUUGACAAUCACAAGUGAAGUGCUUCUUAUAAAUUUCCAUUGUGACUGUAAUGUCUUUCUGUUUGGACACUGUGCAUAUAUAAGCCUCGGAUGUUAUAUACUGUAAGUUUGAAUGUGCUCCUGCUCUGUUGCCAUAUCCCUCCCCCUGUACCUCCAAUCCCCCCUCAGGUUCAUUUAUUUUUCUACUCUACAGAGACCGUGUACUCCAUGUAAGGAGCGUAAUGGCCGACUGUUAAUAAUGAAGUAAUUAGUCAAGCGUUUCCUCCUGCCCUGGCCUUAAUGGAGCCUCGCAACGUUCACCUCGCUCCUGAGGAGUGAGGUUGCCAUUUUGUCUGGCUAAACUUAGUUAGGAGAUGCUUACGCAGUGACUGUGCCUUUGCCUGUAGGGAGCCGCUAUGCAAAACUGCUUCUCACUUUAUUAAGCCAUUUGUCUCAGAUUCCCCCUCAGCUGCCCGGGUGUCUCCUGACGCUGUUUAUUCAGCGUAGGGCGAGCUUUGGCCGGAUGAGGGAGGAUUUCUGUUGCCUUAUUUCUUUUACGCGCUUUCCUUUUUGUCCAGAGAUGGUAAAUGGAAUAAAGGAAUAUAUGUGUGAAAUUUG